GGGGCAGCCCUGGCCACGCGUGGGGGAGGGGUCCCUGCCCCUGCUCAGAGGCUGCUCGCCCGCAGCUCUCGGAACUCUCCUCCUUCCACACGCAUUUUGUCUUCCCGUCCCCAACCCCCCAGCCAUCCCCACUCCCCCAAAGUCAGCAGUACCCUCCACUGCUUCCCAUCUCCAUGGCAACGGUGCAGGAGCCGGGCCUGGUGUGGGGGGGAGGGACCAGACCAGACAUUCUGGUUUCCGGUGCUGGGGUGGGAGGAGGGGGGAGUAAGGGGGAGACAGACCCUACUUGGAAGGGACCCGCUCCGUGAGGCACCCAUAGGGGAGAACCGCAGCACUUUGGAGGCCACCCUACACCGUGGGCCCCCAGAUCCUUGCCUCACCUCCUAGCUCGCUCCCCAGUCGCCCUCCGCACCCGCAGUGCCCCUCAGAGUCCCAGCAAUGCCAGGCCACCCACCCUGCAGCCUGGCCAGAGCUGCCCACAGGUCACUCGAGGUCUCCCACGCCCGACCACCGCCCACCAAGGCCAGCAGCCCACCGUCACUUGGACACUGCUCCCAGGCCAGCCUCCGGCUCAGGGUGCCCAAGGCCACUUCUCCUGGGCCCCUCGGGGACAUCCUAUGCAAGAUGCUCUGCCCUGUGCCACCCCCUACCCGGUGGCCCUGGCUCCCCUGGGGCAGCCGAUUCCCCAGCAGCCCUCUGCACAUUUAGGCAACCACACUUCUGUGAAGUCUCGGGGUUCUACUGGCUCUCGGGCACCUCCUGCCGCCCUAGGCUCACCACACCUCCGUCUCCUCCUUACUACAGCUCAGCCUUGUCUCCCCCAGGGUGAGCGGCCAGGCCCGGGCCAGGAGGGCAGGAUGCCGGUCGCUAGGUCCACCUGUCUGUCCUUAGCUAAUUUUAGCUGCAUUUUUCUGUGGCCUGACAAAGUGGGCCAGUAGCUCCCGCGGUGAUUGUGUGGUUUCUGGGACGUGGCCACGUUGGGUCAGCAGCAAAGUGGGGCGCAGGGGGGUGCGGGGCUGCGAACAGGGCCAAGGGCAGGCAAGGAGACAGGGGCUGGGAGCACCUCGAGAUGUGGGCAUGCGUGGGGUGCUGGUGCGGCAGGAGGGCCUGAGGGUGAGGCCUGAGGGUGUGCUCGCCGCCUUCCAGCCUGCCCAGAGCAGUGGGCGAGGCCACCCUUGACUGCUGCUGCUGAGUGGAGCCAGUGGCCUCCGCGGAGCCCCUGACUCGAAGUCUGACGCUGACCUCGGCCCCUGCAGCUCCCUGUGAUGCUGCCGUCCCCCACCGCCCCGUGGCCCCACGAUGACCCACAGCCCCGCGACAAGCGAGGACGAGGAACGCCACAGUGCCAGCGAGUGUCCCGAGGGGGGCUCAGCGUCCGACAGCUCCCCAGACGGGCCAGGGCGAGGCCUCCGGGGGACCCGGGGCCAGGGCAGUGGGGCACCUGGUAACCUGGCCUCGGCCCGAGGCCUCCAGGGCCGCUCCAUGUCUGUCCCUGACGACGCCCACUUCAGCAUGAUGGUCUUCAGGAUUGGCAUCCCGGACCUGCACCAGACAAAAUGCCUGCGCUUCAACCCCGAUGCCACCAUCUGGACAGCCAAGCAGCAGGUGCUCUGCGCCCUGAGCGAGAGCCUGCAGGACGUGCUCAACUACGGCCUCUUCCAGCCGGCCACCUCCGGCCGCGACGCCAACUUCCUGGAGGAGGAGCGGCUGCUACGGGAGUACCCCCAGUCCUUCGAGAAGGGGGUCCCCUACCUGGAGUUCCGAUACAAGACCCGAGUUUACAAACAGACCAACCUGGACGAGAAGCAGCUGGCCAAGCUGCACACGAAGACAGGGUUGAAGAAGUUCCUGGAGUAUGUGCAGCUCGGGACGUCUGACAAGGUGGCGCGACUGCUGGACAAGGGGCUGGACCCCAACUACCACGACUCGGAUUCGGGAGAGACCCCCUUGACUCUAGCGGCCCAGACUGAAGGCUCUGUAGAGGUGAUUCGAACUCUGUGCCUGGGUGGAGCCCACAUUGACUUCCGGGCCCGGGAUGGCAUGACAGCGCUGCACAAGGCCGCGUGUGCCCGACACUGCCUGGCGCUCACGGCACUCCUGGACCUCGGGGGAUCCCCCAACUACAAGGACCGCCGGGGCCUAACCCCUCUGUUCCACACCGCCAUGGUGGGGGGGGACCCCCGCUGCUGCGAGCUGCUUCUGUACAACAGAGCCCAGCUGGGCAUAGCAGACGAGAAUGGCUGGCAGGAGAUUCACCAGGCCUGUCAGCGGGGCCACUCUCAGCACCUGGAGCACCUGCUCUUCUACGGGGCUGAGCCUGGAGCCCAGAAUGCCUCGGGGAACACGGCCCUGCACAUCUGUGCUCUCUACAACAAGGAGACCUGCGCCAGGAUCCUCCUGUAUCGAGGGGCCAACAAGGAUGUGAAGAAUAAUAGCGGACAGACACCCUUUCAGGUGGCAGUGAUUGCUGGGAACUUCGAGCUAGGGGAGCUCAUCCGGAACCAUCGGGAGCAGGAUGUGGUGCCCUUUCAGGAGUCCCCAAAGUACGCGGCUCGGCGACGGGGACCCCCAGGGGCAGGGUUGACAGUGCCCCCUGCGCUGCUCAGGGCCAACAGCGACACCAGCAUGGCGCUGCCCGACUGGAUGGUGUUCUCUGCCCCGGGGCCCUCACCCUCCGGGGCCCCGGGCCCUACCUCAGGGCCCCAGGUCCAGUCACAGCCCUCAGCCCCCAGCACCAAGCUCAGCAGCGGGACCCUCCGAAGUGCCAGCAGCCCUCGGGGCGCCAGGGCCCGGUCCCCAUCCCGAGGGAGGCACCCCGAGGAUGCCAAGAGGCAACCCCGAGGACGGCCCAGCUCCAGCGGGACGCCCCGGGAAGGGCCUGCCGGGGGAACGGGGGGCUCCGGGGGUCCUGGGGGCUCCCUGGGCAGCCGAGGCCGAAGGAGGAAACUCUACUCAGCAGUCCCUGGACGCUCCUUCAUGGCUGUGAAGUCGUACCAGGCCCAAGGCGAGGGCGAGAUCUCCCUGAGCAAGGGCGAGAAGAUCAAAGUGCUCAGCAUCGGGGAAGGAGGCUUCUGGGAAGGGCAGGUCAAAGGUCGAGUAGGCUGGUUCCCCUCUGACUGCCUGGAAGAGGUGGCAAACCGCUCCCAGGAGGGAAAGCAAGAGAGCCGCAGCGACAAGGCAAAGAGACUCUUCCGACAUUAUACCGUGGGCUCCUACGACAGCUUCGAUGCCCCAAGCGAUUACAUCAUUAAGGAGAAAACAGUCUUGCUGCAGAAGAGGGACAGCGAGGGGUUUGGGUUCGUGCUCCGGGGGGCCAAGGCGCAGACCCCCAUCGAGGAGUUCACCCCUACCCCGGCCUUCCCGGCGCUGCAGUACCUCGAGUCCGUGGACGAGGGGGGCGUGGCAUGGCGGGCUGGACUGCGAAUGGGAGACUUCCUCAUCGAGGUGAACGGGCAGAAUGUGGUGAAGGUCGGCCACCGCCAGGUGGUGAACAUGAUCCGCCAAGGGGGCAACACGCUCAUGGUGAAGGUGGUGAUGGUCACCAGGCACCCGGACAUGGACGAGGCCGUCCACAAGAAAGCACCCCAGCAGGCGAAGCGGCUCCCGCCCCCAGCGAUCUCCCUGCGCUCCAAGUCAAUGACCUCCGAGCUGGAGGAAAUGGUCUCCCCCUGGAGGAAGAAGAGCGAGUAUGAGCAACCUCCUACGCCGGUGCCCAGCAUGGAGAAAAAGCGGACAGUGUAUCAGAUGGCUCUCAACAAACUGGACGAGAUACUGGCUGCAGCCCAGCAGACUAUCAGCGCGAGCGAGAGCCCUGCGCCGGGAGGCCUGGCGUCCCUGGGCAAGCACCGGCCCAAAGGCUUUUUCGCCACCGAGUCAAGCUUCGAUCCCCAUCACCGCUCCCAGCCAAGUUACGAGCGCCCUUCCUUCCUGCCUCCUGGACCUGGGCUCAUGCUCCGACAAAAAUCUAUCGGGGCUGCAGAGGAUGACAGACCGUACCUAGCACCCCCAGCCAUGAAGUUCAGCCGCAGCCUGUCUGUGCCGGGCUCGGAGGACAUCCCCCCGCCGCCCACCACGUCCCCACCAGAGCCCCCGUACAGCACACCCCCGGCCCCCUCCUCCUCGGGCCGCCUCACCCCGUCCCCGCGGGGAGGCCCCUUCAACCCCGGCUCCGGGGGACCCCUCCCCGCCUCCUCCCCAGCGUCCUUUGACGGCCCCUCCCCUCCCGACACGCGCGUGGGGGGCCGGGACAAGAGCCUGUACCACGGUGGCCCCUUGCCCCCUGCGCACCACCACCACCACCACCACCACCACCACCACGCGCACCCGCCGCACCCGCCCGAGAUGGAGACGGGCGCCCCCGACGACGCCCCGCCACGCCUGGCUCUGGGGCCCCAGCCCAGCCUGCGGGGCUGGAGGGGCGGCGGGCCCAGCCCGAGCCCGGGGGCGCCCUCACCGUCGCACCACGCGGGGGCUGGCGCCGGGGGCGCCCCGCAAGCCCCGGCCCUGCGCUACUUCCAGCUGCCGCCGCGCGCCGCUAGCGCCGCCAUGUACGUGCCCGCGCGCUCCGGCCGCGGCCGCAAGGGGCCGCUGGUCAAGCAGACCAAGGUGGAGGGCGAGCCGCACAAGGGCGCCCUGCCUCCCGCCGCGCCCGGGUCCCCCGCGUCGCCGCAGCCGCUGCCCCCCGCGCCCGCGCCGGCCGAGAAGAACUCCAUCCCCAUCCCCACCAUCAUCAUCAAGGCUCCGUCCACCAGCAGCAGCGGCCGCAGCAGCCAGGGCAGCAGCACCGAGGCCGAGCCGCCCACCCAGCCCGAGACCCCCGCAGGCGGCGGGGGCUCGUCAUCCAGCCCAGCGCCGCCCCUGUCGCCCGUGCCGCCCUCGCCGUCGCCCGUGCCCACGCCCGCGUCGCCCAGCGGCCCGGCCACCCUGGACUUCACCAGCCAGUUCGGGGCGGCGCUGGUGGGCGCGGCGCGCAGGGAUGGCGGCUGGCAGAACGAGGCCCGCCGGCGCUCCACGCUCUUCCUUUCCACGGACGCGGGAGACGAGGAAGGCGGCGAAGGCGGGCUGGGCGCCGGGGCCACCCCGGGCCCGCGGCUGCGCCACUCCAAGUCCAUCGACGAGGGCAUGUUCUCCGCCGAGCCCUACCUCCGCCUGGAGUCUGCGGGCGGCUCGGGGAGCUCCGGCUACGCGGGCUACUCGGCGGGCGCACGCGCCUACGCGGGCAGCGGGGCCAGCAGCGCCUUCUCCAGCUUCCUGCCCCCGCGGCCCCUGCUGCACCCGCUCACCGGCAAGGCCCUGGACCCGGCCUCCCCGCUCGGGCUGGCGCUGGCCGCCCGUGAGCGCGCGCUGAAGGAGUCCUCAGAGGGCGGCGGCGCCCCCCAGCCCCCGCCCCGCCCCCCCUCGCCCCGCUACGACGCGCCGCCGCCCACCCCGCAUCACCACUCGCCCCACGCGCACCACGAGCCCGUGCUGCGCCUCUGGGGGGCGCCGCCGCCCGACCCCCCGCGCCGGGAGCUGGGCUACCGAGCGGGGCUGGGCGGGCCAGAGAAGCCGCUCCCCGCCAGCCCACCCGCCGCGCGGCGCUCGCUGCUGCACCGCCUGCCGCCCACGGCGCCCGGCGUGGGGCCCCUGCUGCUGCAGCUGGGGCCCGAGCCUCCCGCCCCACACCCCGGGGUCAGCAAGGCCUGGAGGUCUGGAGGCGCGGAGGAGCCUGAGCGGCUACCCCUCCACGUGCGCUUCCUCGAGAACUGUCAGCCGCGCGCCAGGCCGGCGGCGGUCUCCAGGGGGCCCUCGGCGGAGGAUGGGCCCGGGGUCCCGCCGCUCAGCCCGCGCCGCUCCGUGCCCGCCUGUCCCACGUCCCCGCGGGGCGGCGAGGAGAAUGGGCUCCCUCUGCUCGUGCUGCCGCCGCCGGCCCCGUCGGUGGACGCGGACGACGGUGACUUCCUCUUUGCGGAGCCGCUUCCCCCACCCCUCGAGUUUUCCAACAGCUUCGAGAAGCCGGAGUCGCCCCUCACGCCGGGCCCCCCCCAGCCGCUCCCGGACCCCCCUGCUCCAGUCACCCCCCUGCCCCCCGUGCCCCCCCCGGCGGCAGCCGCCCCUGGCCCGCCCGCCCUGGACUCCACUGCAUCCAGCCUGACGUCCUAUGACAGCGAGGUGGCCACGCUCACUCAGGGGCCCCCCGCGGCUCCCGGGGACCACCCCACCCCAGGCCCGCCGGCCCCAGCGGCCCCAGCGCCCCCCGCCCCGCAGCCGGGCCCAGAUCCGCCACCGGGCACGGACUCCGGGAUCGAGGAGGUGGACAGUCGCAGCAGCAGUGACCACCCCUUGGAGACCAUCAGCAGCGCGUCCACGCUGAGCAGCCUGUCUGCCGAGGGCGGGGGCGGGGUGGCCAGCGGGCCUGAGCUGCUGGACACCUACGUGGCCUACUUGGACGGCCAGGCCUUCGGGGGCAGCGGGCCGCCGUAUCCCCCGCAGCUCACGACUCCCUCGAAGCUCCGAGGCCGGGCGCUGGGGGCAGCCGGAGGCCUUCGACCCGGCCCCAGUGGCGGGCUCCGAGACCCUGUCACCCCCACCAGCCCCACGGUCUCUGUGACUGGGGCCGGAAACGACGGGCUGCUGGCCCUGAGCGCCUGUUCGGGGCCCUCUUCGGCAGGCGUGGCCGGGGGCCCGGUAUCGGUGGAGCCGGAAGUCCCCCCGGUGCCCUUGCCUGCCGCCGCCUCCCUGCCUCGGAAGCUACUGCCCUGGGAGGAGGGCCCGGGCCCGCCACCACCACCCCUGUCUGGGCCCCUGUCCCAGCCUCAGGCCUCCGCCUUGGCCACCGUCAAAGCCAGCAUCAUCAGCGAACUCAGCUCCAAGCUCCAGCAGUUCGGGGGCUCCUCAGCAGCUGGAGGGGCUCUGCCUUGGGCCCGGGGAGGCAGCGGGGGCACUGGGGACAGCCACCACGGUGGAGCCGGCUACGUCCCCGAGAGGACCUCCUCCCUGCAGCGGCAGAGGCUCUCCGACGACUCCCAGUCCUCGCUCCUCCCCAAGCCCGUGGGCAGCCUGUUUCAGAACUGGCCCAAGCCACCUCUGCCGCCACUCCCCACUGGAUCCGGGGUGUCGCCUUCAGCCACUGCACCCCCGGGGGCCAUCUCACCUUCUGCUUCCUCCUCCUCCACCUCCUCCCGCCACCUCCAGGGCGUAGAGUUCGAGAUGCGGCCCCCCCUGCUCCGCCGGGCCCCCAGCCCCUCGCUGCUGCCCGCCUCGGAGCACAAGGUCAGCCCAGCACCCAGGCCCUCGUCCCUGCCCAUCCUGCCUUCAGGCCCUCUCUACCCGGGCCUCUUCGACAUCCGCGGCUCCCCCACCGGUGGGGCGGGGGGCUCCGCGGACCCCUUCGCCCCUGUCUUCGUGCCGCCGCACGCGGGGAUGUCCGGGGGCCUGGGAGGAGCCUUGUCGGGGGCCUCUCGCUCCCUGUCGCCCACCCGCCUGCUGUCGCUGCCCCCGGACAAACCGUUUGGCGCCAAACCUCUGGGCUUCUGGACCAAGUUCGAUGUGGCCGACUGGCUAGAGUGGCUGGGCCUGGCCGAGCACCGGGCCCGCUUCCUGGACCACGAGAUCGACGGCUCCCACCUGCCCGCCUUGACCAAGGAGGACUAUGUGGACCUGGGGGUCACCAGGGUGGGCCACCGCAUGAACAUCGACCGGGCUCUCAAGUUUUUCCUGGAGAGGUGAUGGCUGGCCUGGACGGACCGGCCGUCCACAGAACCCUGCCGCCAGCGCCUCUCACCUCCCGUUCUCGCCGGGCAGGGACUCUGCCGGAACUGCGCCCUGCCCUGUCUCCCGAGGCCUGAGGUCACCAGGUGGCCCCAUCCGGGCCGGACACUUGCACCUCACAGGAGGGGGCGGCUGACACAGGACUUCGAGUGACGUGUGGGGAGCGGCGGGAGGGGACGGAGGAAUCGCCGGGACUGAGGAGGAGGAAGGGUCGAUCCUGGGGGAGGGGACAGACAGAGCCAUAGAGGGCCAGCCCUGAGCCUGACCGGAUGGGGGCGACCCCAGGCCGCAGGGGAGGGGUGCCCUCACAUUCCACCACCUGCGCCCCUCUAGCAGCCUUCCCGCCUCCCCAGGCCCCUCCGCCCCUUUGCCCGCCCGCUCCCCAGCACACAGCUGCCCUCCCCCGCCUCUGCUCGCUCGGCUCCGUUGCACGCCUGCUCGCCCUCUCCUCCCCUCAGCUGCAGCUUUGCACAAAUCUGCCCUCACUGUCUCCGCACACUCCGCCUUCCCGCCCGCCCAGCUCGGCUUUCCUUGCACAUGUUUCUUUCCUCAUGCCUCCACUCCUCCGGCACACCCCUUCUCCUGGGGCCCCCUCAUGCAGUCUCCAGACCGCCCUCCGCUCACGCCGGUCCCGUGAUGCAGACACACGCGGGACCCAGCUUGCGGGGCCCCCCAGCCCCCCGCCGCGGCCUGGACCUGCGCAUUCCCUCCCCAGGGACCCUGUCUUUGCUCAGCUCUCGUGCGCUCGCUGUCGUCUGCUCCCCCGAGAUACGCGCACCUCCAUCCUCCUACACGGAGGUGCUUUCCCCUCUGAUCAUGAACCCCACAUUCUCGCUCUGCUCACAGUGACCCCUGCCCUCUUGCACUGUCACUUUGGCCACUCGCCCCUGCGGAACUGCUGCUCACAGCCGCACGGCCCAUCUCCACCCUCUCCCACACGCACCUUCCCCAGCGCGCUCCCUGACGGAUCCCCGGGGCCCUCUUUCCUUUUGUAACGCACCCAGACAUUGCUGCACACUCCCCGCUUUCUGCUAACUCCUCGGCGACUUCCCCACCUGCCCCGAGGCCCCACCCCUCCUGGGCACGCUCGCCCUUCCCACGUGCACUGGGGCUGCGCUGCCGUCUGCCCCGAUGCCCGCCUCUUCCCACCUAGCUCCCAGCUCACCAGGCUUCUUCUCUCCUCCGCUCACCUGCCACGUCCUCCCCGGGCCAUCUUCCCACCCAUUUUGCACGAGGAGCCCCUUCUGGCCUUUCCUCCCCUCCCAGACCCCCCCUCCCUCCAGCAUGGCCGCUCCGUCCCGCACGCUGCCCCUACCCCUUAUUCCUGGGGCUUGGGAAUUUUAAAGCCACCUCUCCCCCUUGGAAGCCCCUUCCCCUGCUGCGGGUAAAGGGGGGAGGGCACUGCCCUCAGGUUCCCCCCAUGUUCAGCUGCCAAAGAAGGGCGCUCCCCCUCCUUCCCCACGCCCAUCCCCCUCUGCUGCCCCUACCCCCACGGUGGGGGGAGGCGCUCCGUCCACGAGGGGAGGGGCAGCCCUCCCCUCACCAUGUCAGGGAUCUGCGGGGAACCUUGUGGGAGGGUCGCGGGAGGGGGGAGGGGUGGCAGGACAGAAGCAGAGGUCGUGCGCUGGGCCCCUACCCGCCCCCUCCCCCUCCCCCUGGUCGGAUGCCCCCAGUCCGCAGGGGGCCUGCGCGGCG
Heterocephalus glaber (naked mole-rat) is the source of this 9444-nucleotide messenger RNA. The record is from RefSeq and is a predicted model, not a curated record. NCBI's taxonomy places the organism in Eukaryota, Metazoa, Chordata, Mammalia, Rodentia, Bathyergidae.